Molecule: messenger RNA, 1666 nt
Organism: Botrytis cinerea B05.10
Lineage: Eukaryota; Fungi; Ascomycota; Leotiomycetes; Helotiales; Sclerotiniaceae
Gene: Bcmtg1
Product: Bcmtg1
Exons: 2
Coding region: 166-1200 (344 amino acids)
Cellular component (GO): mitochondrion
Molecular function (GO): GTPase activity; GTP binding
Source: RefSeq, a predicted model, not a curated record
GUUCUAAUUCGUCAGCCUUAUGCAAGCUCCGAAAUCCAAAAAUUUAAGCCAUCAGCCUUAUCUCAAACUUCAGCAUGUCGAUAUCCAAUACAUCCAAUGUAAGUACUCUCCCGAACUCAGCAAUUGCCAUGCUCCUCCGGUAACGUCUAAUAACCCGCCAUCAAAAUGGCACAAUUCAUACCCCGUACCGCGUUCCCCCAACAACUUUCUCUCCCUCGAUCCUAUUACCUAGGCCAUCAUGCAUCCGGUCUCUCGCGAAUGAAAACCAUGCUCUCGUCCAUCGACCUCAUUAUAGAAUGUCGAGACUACAGAGUCCCCCUCACAUCUCGAAAUCCGUUAUUUGAGCAAUCGCUCGCGGGAAGAGAAAGAGUCAUCGUGUACACGAAACGGGAUUUGGGCUAUCAAGGUUUGGCCGUGGAUAAAAAGAGAGAAGCAAUCAUAAAAGAUUGGCACAAACCCUCGUCCACCCUCUUCUCAAAUCACAAAUCCAAAUCCGAUAUUCGAACCAUCCUUUCGCUCUGCAAAGAACACGGUCUUGCGCAUCAAUCCCUAACCGGUUCUCGAAUCCUGAUAGUGGGCAUGCCUAAUGUUGGGAAAUCUUCUUUGCUAAACGCUCUCCGCAUGGCCGGUGUAAAUAGAGGCAAAGCAGCAUUCACAGGUGCUCAACCCGGCAUCACGAGGAAAAUCGCUUCAGGUGUGAAGAUAGUUGAUCCGGACCCGGAAGCAGGAACAGAGGGUGUCUAUUUAGUAGAUACUCCCGGUGUGUUUGUGCCUUUCGUGCCGGAUACAGAUAGUAUGUUGAAACUGGCGUUGGUGGGAAGUGUCAAGGAUACUAUUAUUGCGCCAACGACGUUAGCGGAUUAUUUAUUAUUUCAUAUUAAUUUAAAAGUAGGAGGGAGCGUGUAUAAAGAAUACUGCGAGGAAACGAAUGAUAUUGUACAGUUUCUAGAUGCUGUUUGUAGGAAAACGGGACGGUUAGGCAAGGGAGGAGUACCAGAUGUAGAGGCUGCAGCACUUUGGGUUAUCCAGAGGUGGAGACAGGGAAACUUGGGAAAAUUCGUGCUAGAUGAGGUGGAGGUUGAUGGUUUGGAGAAGAAAGUUAUGGAGGAGGUUAGGAUGAGUGUUAGUCAAGCAAGGAAACAAGCGAAGGAUACUCAGAGGAUGAGGGCGAAGACAAGGAGGGCGGAGUCAAUGGGUUGAGAUUGUGUGUGUACGCACUUCCUUGGAGUAUACUGAUGAUUUCCCACCCGGUUCAGGCACCGCUUUGUAUCUGUUAUCCGAUAUCAUCGUAUGGCUGUGCAGCUCUGUGCUGUCAUCGAUCAAUAUCUACAUCACGAGCGACCAACUCAACAACCAACAGAAACUGGAAACAUGAAAACAAACAGAAAUUCCGAACCUGAUGGAUUACAAGUAACAUCCAUCUAUCACCUACUACUAUAAUCUCAAUUUACAAGCUCUAACAGCACGAAACCCAUCCACACCCUCGCAACUUCUUCCUGGAGCUCCAUCAAGCCAGACGGCUACUACAACACAACUCCAGUUUCCCUAUCCCAAGCGCCGAUACGGGUAUGAGCUCUAGUGCAGAGUAAACUACUGUUGUGUUGCACAGAAGUUCUGUGGUGAUCGUGAAUACCAAUCUCGUAAUUGAGCCGCGAUCCGUUUCUCA